AUGCCGCCACGAACUUUGGCAUCGCUAUGCCCCCGGUGUCGACCGCAACCGUUCCCCCGACUAACGACGUCUCCAUGGUUCUCUCAGAGCGCCGCCUACCGUGCCGUCACGAAGGCAAAGCCCUCACGGAUGGUUCUGUCCGAUAGCGUCUCGCAACCUCGAGGCCGUGAUGGCAAGCCGCCUCGUCGCUUCGUUGAGGGGCCUUUUGGUGGAAUGAAUCAAACAGUUGCAAGAGUUUCCCAUGCUGCGCAUCGCCCGCGCCCGUCGAAGUCGAAUGAGGCUCCGGGCAAGCCUCGCAGAAGCGACGACAGGAAUUCUGCCGACUCGAGGAAAGCUUUAAAGAUGCAGCGCGCUUUGGCUGGUGUAUCAUACGGAAAGAGAAAUCAUCUGAAGGACAAGAUGCAAGAAUAUGAGUCUUUUGACCAGUUCAACCUCCUGCCUUCGGUCAAGGCUGGCGUCCACGAGGAUCUUCUAAGGGGUAUGGUAGAUAUCAAGCCAACGCCGGUUCAGAGGCUCGCCAUCCCGGCCAUGCUAGGCCAAUCCAGUGCAUUCAAGGUCAGGGGCGAGAAGAGGCAAGACUUUCUUCUUGCUGCUGAGACAGGUUCUGGCAAGACGCUGGCGUACCUGCUUCCAGCCGUUAACGCCUUGAAGGUCGCCGAGGAGCAGAACCCCGAUAUCCAGGCAUUCAAGAAGCGGUUUGAGGAGGAGAAGGCCAGAGAAAAGGCCUCUAAAUCAAAAAAGAUGUCAACGUUUGACGAACCUCACCCUACCAUGGCCAGACCUCGCGUCGUGGUACUGGUUCCUUCAGCCGAACUCGUUGAUCAGGUUGGCCGCGUGGUUAAGACGCUCUCUCAUGCAGUCAAGUUCAAGUCCGAGAAGCUUUCCGCAAACCUCAGCGCGACGCAAAUACAGCGCAACCUCUACUCGCCUCGGGGCAUCGAUAUGGUUGUUGCGACGCCUCACCUUCUUGCCUCGAUUGCCGACUCAGACCCCAACGUUCUGUCCCAGGUUACUCAUUUGAUUGUUGACGAAGCCGACUCUCUGUUUGAUCGAAGCUUUGCGCCUGUCACCACAACAAUCGUUGACAGGGCUAUGCCGUCGCUCAAGCAGUUUGUUCUUUGUUCUGCCACAAUUCCGAAGAGGCUUGACAACUACCUCGCCAAUAACUUCCCCAACAUGACCCGUAUAACGACACCAAACCUCCACGCCAUUCCCCGUCGUGUGCAACUCGGUGUCAUUGACGUUGUCAAAGACCCCUAUCGCAACAAUAAGAACCUUGCAUGCGCCGACGCCAUUUACUCCAUCGGCCGUGAGGCCUCCAAGCACGAAGGGCCGGUUCAAGGUGAAAUUGAUGUUCGUCGUAUCAUGGUCUUCGUCAACGAGCGUGAAAAAACAACGGAGGUUGCCGAGUACCUUCGAACCAAGGGCAUCGAUGCAAUUGCGCUGAACAGAGACACCGCUGAGCAGCGUCAGUCAGAAAUGUUGUCCACUUUUACUUCAUCUGAGCCCCUGAGAUCCACGGCGCCAGAGACUCCUGUUACAGGCAAGCGAUCGUUGCCCAACACCAAGGUCAUCGUCGCAACGGACCUGGCCUCCAGAGGUAUUGAUACGCUCGCUGUCCGCCACGUUAUUCUAUACGAUGUGCCGCAUACUACCAUUGACUUUAUUCAUCGGUUGGGGCGUGCUGGACGUAUGGGACGACGUGGAAGAGGCAUCGUGCUAGUCGGAAAGGAUGACAAGAAGGAUGUGGUUUCGGAGGUUAAGGAAAGCAUGUUCAUGGGCCAAGCACUCAUCUGA
Messenger RNA from Colletotrichum truncatum, 1797 nucleotides. Its product is annotated as ATP-dependent RNA helicase mrh4 (DEAD/DEAH box helicase). The record is from RefSeq and is a predicted model, not a curated record. Gene Ontology annotation, molecular function: ATP binding; mRNA binding. Lineage: Eukaryota; Fungi; Ascomycota; Sordariomycetes; Glomerellales; Glomerellaceae.